ACUUCGUCAAACUCCUUUAUUCACACUGAAAUUCGGAUCAAAAUCACAGCAAUUAUAGAAGUUGGAACUCGAAACAGUUUCCCUCGAAUAUUCUCGAGAAAAUUCCAACCAUUCCCAUCAUCUUUAUAACCACCUUCCCACGCACACUCUGCAAAACCCAAACACAAACCAAAACCCAUCUUUAGAAUCAUCUUUCGAACAUAGAAACUUCUCCGAAUUCUUCUAAAGAACUCGUUUUUCCUUCGAAUCAAUGGUGGGUUUCGCGAGAAAGAAACGGGUCACUGACCCGUUCGACGAUGAAGCAAAAGCUCGCAUCUUCGGCGGUGAUCAACGGCAACUGAGCGGCGUCAGCAGCGGAAGCGAACAUUCCGGCGACGGCGACGGCGAGUCACCGUGCCUCUCCGGGCUCGUGCAUGAUUAUUUCCUCAAAGAGAACGGGAACGAGUGUGACUCGGUGGGUAACGAGUUCGACUCGGAGGGAGUUGACUCGGUCUCCGAUUGCAUGGACUCGGUGGAGGAUCUAAUUAACUUAAACGCUGCGAACAGUGUCGAUUCUUAUAAGAACAUGCUUCGUGCGCACGUUUCGGAGGCAGCUGAGAAGUUCGCGUUUCUGAGAGAACGAAACGUCUCGGUUUAUCGUCGAAACGUGAUGUCGUUUUUGCGCGAAAUGGGACACAAUGCGGCGAUCUGCAAAACGCGGUGGGACUCCUCCGGCGGAAGCACCGCCGGCAGCCACGAGUUCAUCGACGUGGUGCAAUCUGGACCGUCCACGUGGCAGAACCGGUACUUCGUGGACCUUGAUUUCGCCGGCCAGUUCGAGAUUGCCAGGCCGACAAGCAGUUACGAGGAAAUUCUGACUUACGUUCCCGGAAUAUUCGUCGGAACGGCUGAGGAGCUUAAACGCACCGUUUUGAUCAUGUGCCGCGUGGCGAAACGGUGUUUGAGGAACAGAGGGCUCUCUGUUCCUCCGUGGAGAAAGAACCGGUACAUGCAGAAUAAGUGGUUCGGUUCGUAUAAGAGGACAACGAACCCGGUUCAGGGAAACCCGGUUCCCACGGUUGUGUCUGCCGUGAGUGGGGCAAAAUGCAGGUUGGUUGGGUUCGAUGAUGCCGUUUCAGAGGAUAGACGCGGCGGUGUGUUUGUUCGUAUCAGAUGAUGUAUGAGUAAUGAGAUGAUGAA
This is a messenger RNA of Gastrolobium bilobum, 1179 nucleotides long. RefSeq lists its product as uncharacterized. The coding region runs from base 251 to 1156 and encodes 301 amino acids. The record is from RefSeq and is a predicted model, not a curated record. Lineage: Eukaryota; Viridiplantae; Streptophyta; Magnoliopsida; Fabales; Fabaceae. The transcript has a single exon.